AGCCGGUGCUAAUGCUAAUCUGGUGCUAAUGGCCCCAGAAAGGUAAAGCAGCACUCCGAAGAUGGCUGGGGUGUUUGAAGUGGAGGUGGAUGGUGUGGAGCACGAUCAUGGACUGGAGCAACACGGCGAAGCGAGCCAGAUUGAUUUGUCCAAGCUUUCACCAGAAGAAAAGUGGAGGGUGGAACAUGCAAGAAUGCAUGCCAAACACAAAGGCCAUGAGGCCAUGCACGCAGAGAUGGUGCUCAUCCUCAUAGUCACCCUGGUCGUCGCCCAGCUAGUCCUUGUGCAGUGGAAACAGAGACAUCCAAAGUCAUACAAUCUGGUGACUCUGUUUCAGAUGUGGGUAGUUCCGCUCUACUUUACUACCAAACUUCACUGGUGGCGGUUCCUGACCACGUGGUUCAUUUUCUCCAUCAUCACAGCUUACAUCUCCUUCCGUGCCACUCGCAAGCCACUUGAUUGUACCACACCAAGGUUGGUGUAUAAGUGGUUCCUCCUCCUCUACAAAAUCAGCUAUGCCAUUGGGAUAGUUGGCUACAGUGUUGUCAUGUUUACACUUUUUGGUAUUAACCUAUUAUUCAGGAUAAAGCCAGAAGAUGCAAUGGACUUUGGUGUUUCUUUACUCUUCUACGGCCUGUACUACGGAGUCCUCGGAAGGGACUUUGCAGAAAUGUGUGCAGACUUCAUGGCUUCAACUGUUGGUUAUUACAGUGCAUCGGGCAUGCCAACCAAACACCUCUCUGACAAUAUCUGUGCAGUGUGUGGUCAGCCAAUUCUUGUGGACGUCAGCGAAGAGGGGAUUAUUGAGAACACGUACAGAUUAUCCUGCAACCAUGUGUUCCAUGAAUUUUGCAUAAGAGGAUGGUGCAUCGUUGGAAAGAAGCAAAUGUGCCCUUACUGCAAGGAGAAGGUGGACCUGAAGAGGAUGUUUAGUAACCCGUGGGAGAGGCCACAUGUCAUGUAUGGACAGCUGUUAGAUUGGCUGCGCUACUUGGUGGCUUGGCAGCCCGUUAUUAUUGGAUUUGUGCAAGGUAUCAACUACAUUCUGGGUCUCGAGUGACCUGCGACUGGCAGAAAUGGACAUGAGUGAAGAUAUGCACUGGCUCAAAAAUACUGACGGGCCUAACAUGGAACUAAAACACCAAUAAAAAAGUGUCUAUACAUUUUUGUAUAUAUUUAUAGGCACAUAUUAUCUGUAUUUUCGGUUUAUUUUAAUUUUUAUUAUUAGUAAUCUCAAUUUGGAUGUCUGUGUCGAUUUCCCCACAGCGUCACACCUUGAAAAGUGGUUGGUGCAUCUUACAGUCUCGUAACAAGGUUCUCAAAAUCAUUAGACAAGUUCUUAUUUUAAUAAUUUAUGUCUUAAGUAUGUUAAAGGAUCAUGCUAGAGUUUGUUUUUCUUCUUCUCAAUCUUAAAAUAGGUCUUCAGGGUUACCAUUACAUAAAUAAAUUGCAACGGUUCCAUUUUGGUGUAAAGUCAUCGCCGUUUGACCUGCACUAAUGAGCGGGUUUCCUAUGUGCUAAGAGUCACGCGUCAUCAUCCGCGUCAUGGAGUUAAAAAUGUCUUCACAGAUGACUCGCAGCAGCCUUUGUUUAACCCUAUUAUUGUUUGAUUUUUCAAUUACCUGCAGGUGAGUCCGACCUUGUUGGUGUGGUUUUGGUUUAUGUGAUUUGUCUGUCAGUUUUCUUCAGCACUACGUUCUACCAGAAAAGUGGUCUCUAUGAUACUGUGGCAGUGUGUAAUUAUUCAGAUUUUCAUGCACUAAUCAUGAGUAGAGUUGUUAGUUAGUUUGUUUUCCCUGUAAUUUGGUUGAUCUUAACCUGUUUUUAUAUUUUAUCAAUCCGUUAAUAACAAACCAAAGGCAAGUCGCGAGCCAGUAAGUGGAGGGAAAAUUAUGAAUUAUUCAAAAAUCUGUUAUGGAAAGAAAACAUACUAGAAUGAUCCUUUUACUUUGUGCGUGUGCUGAUGGUGCCAGUCUUAAUUUUACCGUGAUCUGAUCAUUUUGAGGUCCUGAAGCGACUGUAAAACACCGCCAACGUGAUCAUACUGUUUUACUGUUCAUGUUUUGAUCAAGAUCUGUUAAUAAAUGUCAUAUGGUUUA
Molecule: messenger RNA, 2099 nt
Organism: Solea solea (common sole)
Lineage: Eukaryota; Metazoa; Chordata; Actinopteri; Pleuronectiformes; Soleidae
Gene: rnf121
Product: ring finger protein 121
Exons: 9
Coding region: 62-1060 (332 amino acids)
Cellular component (GO): endoplasmic reticulum membrane; Golgi membrane
Molecular function (GO): ubiquitin protein ligase activity; metal ion binding
Source: RefSeq, a predicted model, not a curated record